Daldinia caldariorum is the source of this 1029-nucleotide messenger RNA. Its product is annotated as shwachman-Bodian-diamond syndrome protein. The transcript is spliced from 3 exons. Bases 374 to 733 code for a protein of 119 amino acids. The record is from RefSeq and is a predicted model, not a curated record. Lineage: Eukaryota; Fungi; Ascomycota; Sordariomycetes; Xylariales; Hypoxylaceae.
AAGCUCCGCCUGUGACGUAAGUCAUUCUCGCGGGGGAGCUGACGCAGGAACAAACGGUGUUUGUACAUAGUACGUAAACCAAAACAUAUAUGUAAAUGAUGACGUAGGUGCUGCUGAACAGCAAGAGCAUGCCACAUGAUGAUCGAAUGUGCAACUCGCCAGGGAAACAGCAGCUCUUCCGGUAGCGUAUUUGAAGCUUCGAUAGCCUGGAGCUUAUUUCAUAUUCUUUCCCUCUGCUUACAAUCUUCUUUACUAGAAACCACCGUUUUUGAUACCCACGAACUUUGACGAACUUCACACCAAAUACCAAUUCGACCUUACCUAUUCCUAAUCAACAUUCAAACAUUCAAAACAUCAGUACAAAUCGCCCAACAUGACCAAGGGAGAAGCUGUCCAAGUCAAGGUCCACUACAAGGGCAAGGAAGACGACUACGUCAUCUUCAUCGACGACUACCAGACCUACAAGAAGUGGAAGAGCGAUAAGUCCACUCCUAUGGCUCACUUUAUCUCUUCCUUUAAGAUCUUCGUAACACACAAACAAGGAGCUCAGGGCCAGAUUGACGGUGCAUCCAGGGCCAUGCUAGAGAAUGAGUUCGGUAUCUCCGACCCGGAGGAGGUGAUCAAGUACAUCCUAGAGUCGGGCGCUGUCCAGGAGACUGAGUUCACCGACCGCCAAGGACACAAGAACGAUGGCAAGACGAUUGUUAUUGUCCCUGGUCAGGUUACCAGAUAAAUAAGCAUUAUGAUUUAACUUACCGGCAGCGCCUGGUACGACCUGCGGCGCUGCUCUAUCGCACGACGUUAGUUAGUUGGGAGAGCGGUGUUCAGGCACGUUGGGGGGGGGGGGGGGGUAACAUUGGUCAAGUGUUACAAUGAUUUACACCAACCAACGUGAGAAUGCGGGUGUAAUAUCCACAGAAUAGCAAUCAAUCAUGGGCUAGUUGACGAGGAAUAUGAUCGCGAUUGGAUCUACAAGAUAGUCGUAGCUAGCGACAUACGAAAUCUUAAUGAAAGAAUUCGCAUAAUGCG